UGGAGAUAUCCGAGAAGACGCAUCUGCGUUGUGGCUUGUAGGUGCACGAGCAUAAUUUCCCUUAAGGUUGGCAGAAAAGCAGUCGCCAAAUAUCGACUAUUGGCCACCAUGAUAUUACCGGCACUUUUACUGGGCUCAUCUUUCCUAUUAGCGUUCUGCAACCAGCAAGUUGACCAGCAAUUUCUAUUACCACCAUUUCCAGAACAAAGAUGCAAAUUGAAUUAUAAAAUAUAUGUGAAUCGUACAUAUAUACCUACAUACGUUGAUAACUGCACCUGUAUUCUGCGGAGAGGUAAACUAGGAAUGUAUCCAAACGGCACGCAUUGCAAAAUGGUGGCCGUUGGAUACGACGGAGAAUACGCCAAUAGAGCAGGAAAGUGUCAAGAUGGCAAGUGUACUCUACCCAACGUACCACAUGGAUGCGCAGGAGUGUUGCCUCCGCAGAAGAGAGCAAAUGAGCGUCCGCAGCUAGGAUGCACAUAUCUUUGCUUCAAUAAGACUCAAAACAGGGUAGAGUUUGGCUAUCACAAAGAAGGAACCCGUUGUAUGCACUAUAACAACGAAUCAACGAUCGAGACAACCUGCAAAAAACACGGAACUGAAAUACUUUGCCGAGAAAAGGUGGAGAAUGCUCCAGGGUGUUAACUCAAGAACCAGGUACCUCUUCAUUUUGUAAGAAAUAAAUGUAGCUCACAAC
Dermacentor andersoni is the source of this 697-nucleotide messenger RNA. The record is from RefSeq and is a predicted model, not a curated record. Lineage: Eukaryota; Metazoa; Arthropoda; Arachnida; Ixodida; Ixodidae.